Molecule: messenger RNA, 1055 nt
Organism: Cephus cinctus (wheat stem sawfly)
Lineage: Eukaryota; Metazoa; Arthropoda; Insecta; Hymenoptera; Cephidae
Product: NFU1 iron-sulfur cluster scaffold homolog, mitochondrial
Exons: 4
Coding region: 109-936 (275 amino acids)
Biological process (GO): iron-sulfur cluster assembly
Cellular component (GO): mitochondrion
Molecular function (GO): iron ion binding; iron-sulfur cluster binding
Source: RefSeq, a predicted model, not a curated record
GCUAAAUGCGCGUGCGUGUGGGAAUUUACGUACCGUGGCUAUUUUGAUGCAGGUUAAAGUAUUUUUUAUGUUGACUGAUGUUGACAGAUCUGAAAAAAUCAUAAAACAAUGGAUAAAUUAAUUACAAGAUCAAUAUUUGCAGCUCGUACUUUGGCUUGUCGACCGCUAUUGGUUUGCCAGUGUUCGAAGAUUGUUAAAAAUGCCAGACAACUGCAUUCCAAUUGUCAGAUGUCUGGAUCAAAGGCUCUCUUGCAGGGUGGCAAGGUUGGAUCGACUUUUGCCUUGUCAAAAAGAAACAUGUUUAUACAGACACAGGAUACACCGAAUCCAAACAGUCUGAAAUUUCUACCAGGUGUUCCUGUGUUAGAACAGGGUCAGACUAUGGACUUUCCAAAUGCAACAGCAGCAUAUUGUUCGCCGUUGGCCAAAAUGUUAUUCAGAAUUGAGGGUGUUAAAUCUGUAUUCUAUGGAUCUGAUUUUAUAACUGUAACAAAGGUCGAUGAAGAUGUUGAUUGGAAGGUGUUGAAACCUGAAAUUUUUGCCACGAUUAUGGAUUUUUAUGCUACUGGGCUUCCAAUAUUGACAGAGGAACAGCCUUCUUCAGAUACUCAAAUCAAUGAAGAUGACGAUGAGACUGUACAGAUGAUAAAAGAAUUACUUGAUACUCGAAUACGACCUACUGUCCAAGAAGAUGGUGGAGAUAUAGUGUUUGUGGGUUUUGAGAAUGGUAUUGUGAAACUGAAGAUGCAAGGGUCUUGUACCAGUUGUCCCAGCUCGGUAGUAACUUUAAAAAAUGGUGUACAAAAUAUGAUGCAAUUUUAUAUACCAGAAGUGUUGGGAGUUGAACAAAUAGAAGAUGAAGCAGAACAGUUGGCUAAGAAAGAAUUUGAAAAAUUAGAGAACAAAGUCAAAGAAAAAACCAGCAGCAAUGAGUAAAUCUAAGUCGUAAAAUUGUAUAAAUUGUAAAAAAUUAGGUGUAUUAUAAUCACGAUCUUUAGCGUUACUUGUUUCAAUAAAUAUGAUAAAGAAAAAUAAAACGUUCAAUUAUUUUCGGA